Chrysochloris asiatica (Cape golden mole) is the source of this 2442-nucleotide messenger RNA. RefSeq names its product NIMA-related kinase 5 (gene NEK5). The coding region runs from base 1 to 2442 and encodes 813 amino acids. Lineage: Eukaryota; Metazoa; Chordata; Mammalia; Afrosoricida; Chrysochloridae. The record is from RefSeq and is a predicted model, not a curated record. Gene Ontology annotation, molecular function: protein kinase activity; ATP binding. The transcript has 23 exons. Gene Ontology annotation, biological process: protein phosphorylation.
AUGGAUAAAUAUGAUGUGAUUAAGGCAAUUGGGGAAGGUGCCUUCGGGAAAGCAUACUUGGCUAAAGGAAAAUCAGAUAACAAAUACUGUGUCAUAAAGGAGAUCAAUGUUGCAAAGAUGCCCAUUCAAGAAAAAGAAGCUUCAAGGAAAGAAGUUACUCUUUUGGCAAAGAUGAAGCAUCCCAACAUUGUAACCUUCUUCAGUUCAUUUCAAGAGAAAAACAAUUUGUUUAUUGUGAUGGAGUAUUGUGAUGGAGGGGAUCUCAUGAAAAGGAUCAGUAGACAACGGGGAGUGUUAUUCAGUGAAGAUCAGAUUCUGGGUUGGUUUGUACAGAUUUCUCUAGGACUAAAACAUAUUCAUGACAGGAAGAUCUUACACAGGGACAUAAAAUCACAGAACGUUUUUCUUAGCAAGAAUGGAAUGGUUGCAAAGCUUGGUGACUUUGGCAUAGCAAGAGCCCUGAACAAUUCUAUGGAACUUGCUCGAACUUGUGUUGGAACGCCUUAUUAUCUGUCCCCAGAGAUCUGUCAGAAUAAACCCUACAACAAUAAAACGGAUAUUUGGUCUCUUGGCUGCGUCUUAUAUGAGCUCUGCACACUUAAGCAUCCAUUUGAGGGUAGCAACUUACACCAAUUGGUUCUGAAGAUUUGUCAAGCACGUUUUGCUCCAAUAUCUCCAAAGUUUUCUCGGGAUCUACAGUCCUUGAUGUCUCAGCUAUUUAAAAUAUCUCCCCGAGAUCGACCAUCUAUUAAUUCCAUUUUGAAAAGGCCCUUUCUAGAGACUCUUAUUGCUAAAUAUUUGUCUCCUGAGGUCAUACAGGAAGAAUUCCAUCACACACUUAUACAUAGAGCAAGAUCUUCAGGGUCACGAUUUGCUGGAAAGGCAAUUCAGGAUGCUAAAGUACAGAACGUGAGACUCCAGGAAAAAUGCCCACCAAGACCCAGGAUAUCAGUGCCAAUAAAAAGGAAGGACAUGUUACACAGAAAUGAAUGGAGACCACCAGCUGGAUCCCAGAAGCCUUUAUCUGUAAAAAUGGUAGAAAGACCCAAACUUGCUGCAGUGUGUGGACAUUAUGAUUAUUAUUAUGCUCAACUUGACUUUUUGAGAAAGAGAGCCUGUGAACCAACUUAUCACCACGCCCCUCAAAAAGAUGCCAGAGUUGGGAACUAUAACCAGGAAGAAAGCCACAGCCCAUCGCCAGGCCAACGGUCUGCUGAAUACUUGCAGAGGAAAUUUGAAGCUCAACAAUAUAAGUUGAAAGUGGAAAAACAAUUGGGUCUCCGUCCAUCUUCUGCUGAGCCAAAUCACAACCAGAGAUGGGAGCUAGAAAGGAAUGAAGAAGAGCUUAGAUUUCAUGAACUGCAGCUCGGAAGACACAAAAUUAAGGAACAGGAAUAUUGGAAGCAAUUAGAAGAAAUACGUCAACAGUACCACAGUGACAUGAAGGAUAUUAGAAAGAGGAUAGGGAGAGAGCUGGAGGAGGACUCAAAAUUAGAUCAUAAAACCUAUUUGGUGAAGAAAAGUAACUUGCCCAUCAACCAAGAAGCACCUGAGGAAGAAUCACCUGCUCAGCAUAUUGAUAGAAACUUGAAACAUAUUGGACUUCAGGACAUAAAGGAAAGUAAAAUUCCAGAACAAAAAUACAAAGCUAAGAGAGGGGUAAAGUUUGAAAUUAAUUUAGACAAAAGUGUGUCUAAAGAAAACUUCUUACAAGAGGUAUGCCAUGAAACAAUGGACAUACUAAAUAAAACCCUGACCUUUGAGGAUGGCAUGAAGUUUAAGGAAGAAAAAAUUAUGAAACAGCAUGAAGAUUACAUAGACAAAGCAUUUGAACAACUCUGUUGCCCAAAAGCAGGUAUGUGUCCCAUGAAAACUACAGAAACUGCUGCUGCAGACAGUCGGGGACAGUGGAAUUCUGGAGCCCCGCAGACCCUGCUGCGAAUGAUGGCAGCGGCUGACAUCACCUCCACCUGUCCCAGUGAACCUGCUGGUGAAGUGUCUUCUUCAGAUGGUCAAGUGAUUGUGAUCAAGGAUGUUCUGGAAAAUAGGAAACAGUGGCGGCAUGGAGAGCCGGCGACUUUAAUGAAUGUCUUGGCAGCAGCACAGCUAAUGAGUAACUCAUUCCCUGCAAUUGAAGGAAAUUUGGUGGAAACAUUAAAAGAUGACGAUAAGGUGGACAUAGCCUCUAGCCUUGAAAUAGAUGAAGAACAACUAGGACCUCGAUCUGAUGAUGAUGAUGAUACAAAUUUUGAAGAAUCUGAGGAUGAGUUGGGAGAUGUAGUGGAAUCCCUAGAAAAACUCAUUAUUUCCAAAGAGGAAGAUAAAAGAGAAAAGGCUUCAGGUUCCUUGGAGGAUGCUGAAAAGUCAGGAGAAAAAGAAGGGAUAAGUGCUCAAAAAUAUGAAGAGAAAAAUGUUCAGUAUGGCCACAUCAUGAAGCUGUGA